CUCUAUGGUGCCAGUUCGUUCCAUACCAUCAACUUGCUCAACAACUUUGGUGCCGUAUGUAUCCUCAAGAACAGGUUUGAAUUAGCUUUAAAAUACUUAUCAAUCGGUAUCGAUCGGAUUCUCUAUGUAAACGAAUGCGCUGAUAUGUUACCCGGCUACUAUUGCAAUUAUGCUGAAGCCCUCUUUCAUGUUGGUCGGAAGAAAGAAGCACUAGAGUACGCUAGAAAAGCAGUUUCACUCAGCAGAACGGAAGAACCUCGAAUACAAAAUUAUGCCCAGAAGUACCUGAAAGACCUUGAAAAAGACUGCAAAGAAACGAAGCAAAGAACAUGGUGGCUGUUUUAG
Cylicostephanus goldi is the source of this 345-nucleotide messenger RNA. NCBI's taxonomy places the organism in Eukaryota, Metazoa, Nematoda, Chromadorea, Rhabditida, Strongylidae. The record is from the annotation of a GenBank genome assembly.